AUGAGUGUAAUUGUUUUGUUCGUUUUCAGCCAUCCCAUGUCUGCACCGUUGUCUACUUCGCGUGGUUUUUUAUGUGAGCAAUGCGGAGCGCGACACUGUUCUUUACCAGCUGAGUGUCGCAUCUGCCGGCUCACACUUGUCUCUGCUCCUCAGCUCGCUCGAGCAUUUCGACAUCUUCUGCCUCUUCCUGCCUUCGUCCCCACGAAUGUAUCGGAAGGGGACUGUAUGGCUUGUGAGCGCCCCUUAGCUGGAGAGGGUUUUGCAUGCAAGUCAUGCAGCGCCAUAUUUUGCCUUGAAUGCGAUAUACUUCUUCACGAAAGCCUUCAUGUCUGCCCGAACUGUGGUUGA
Molecule: messenger RNA, 348 nt
Organism: Strongylus vulgaris
Lineage: Eukaryota; Metazoa; Nematoda; Chromadorea; Rhabditida; Strongylidae
Source: the annotation of a GenBank genome assembly